AUGGCCACUCUAACCCUGCAAGUUCUAUGUUCAAUUCUAUUCACUUUCUCCUACCUCUCCUCCAAUUUGGCACAACAUGACACAUAUAUCAUUCACAUGGAUUCAUCAGCCAUACCCAAAGCCUUCUCUGACCACCAUAGCUGGUACUCAGCCACCCUUUCUUCUGUAUCAGACAAUUCUAAAGCAGCCACCUCUAGUCUUAUUUAUGCUUACACAGGUUCUAUACAUGGCUUUAGUGCAUCUCUCACUCCUUCCGAGCUUGAGACCCUACAAAAGACCCCUGGCUAUAUUUCCUUUACCCCAGAUCGUCCUCUUACCAUGCACACAACCCACACUUCUCAAUUCCUUGGUCUAAGUUCUGCCUCUGGUGCAUGGUCAGCAUCUAGUCAUGGUCAUGAUGUCAUAAUUGGUUUAGUUGACACUGGAAUUUGGCCUGAGAGCGAGAGUUUUAAAGAUGAUGGAAUGACUCAAAUUCCAUCUAGAUGGAAAGGAAAAUGUGAGUCUGGCACCCAAUUUAAUUCUUCCUUGUGCAACAAGAAACUUAUCGGUGCUCGCUAUUUCAACAAGGGUCUACUCGCUAAGAAUCCUAAGGUAAAUAUUACAAUGAACUCUCCUCGCGAUACAAGUGGGCAUGGAACACAUACUUCAUCCACAGCUGCAGGCAACUUUGUAAAAGGCGCAACUUAUUUUGGCUAUGCCACUGGUACUUCUAAAGGCAUGGCACCACGGGCUAGAAUAGCCAUGUACAAAGCAGGUUGGAGAUAUGGGGUCUAUUCAUCUGAUGUUCUCGCCGCAAUAGACCAGGCAAUUCAAGAUGGGAUUGAUAUAUUGUCCUUGUCCUUGGGUUUUAGCUUGGAUGCGAAUGUCUUACAAGAUGAUCCUAUUGCAAUAGCCAGUUUUGCAGCCAUGGAAAAGGGUGUAAUGGUUGUUGCUUCAGCAGGAAAUGAGGGGCCUUUGUAUGGUACCUUAGGCAAUGGAGCUCCAUGGGUGCUAACAGUUGGUGCGGGUACUAUUGAUCGUGAAUUUCACGGAAUUUUAACUUUGGGAAAUGGUAUGCAAAUCACAUUUGUGUCCAUGUAUCCAGGGAAUUCUUCUCUAACCCAGGUGUCCCUUGUUUUCUUGAAUGGCUGCAAGAGUGUAGAGGAAAUGAAGAAAAACAAAAACAAGAUUGUUGUGUGCAAAGACAAUCUUAGUUUAAGCACUCAAGUUUACAAUGCCAAGUCCGCAAGAGUUUAUGGAGCUAUAUUCAUUUCCAAUUAUUCAUUACCGGAAUUCGCCACUAAAAGCUCAUUUCCAACAGCAUUUCUUGGUCUGCAUGAAGGCCAAACUGUAAUAGAUUACAUAAAGAGGAAUAACAGUAUUCCAAGAGGAAGCUUGAUAUAUCAUAAGACAGUUAUUGGUACAAAGCCAGCACCAAUGGUGGACAUCUAUAGCUCAAGGGGACCAUUUCCAAGUUGCCCAUCUGUCCUAAAGCCAGACCUUUUGGCACCUGGGUCAUCAAUCCUCGCAUCAUGGUGCCCAACUAGUCCAGUUGCUGAGGUUCGAUCACACCCUUUGUUUAGCAAAUUCAAUCUUGAGUCAGGUACAUCAAUGUCUGCCCCUCAUGUGGCUGGUGUAGCUGCACUUAUUAAAGAAGUGCACCCAGAUUGGAGCCCUGCAGCCAUUAGGUCUGCCCUUAUGACAACAGCAAGUUCACUAGACAACACUUUGAGCCCCAUAAAGGAUAGAGCAUAUAACAAGAGGCAAGCCAGCCCUCUAGACAUAGGAGCUGGCCACAUUAAUCCCAACAAGGCACUUGAUCCUGGACUUGUCUAUGAUGCAACAGCAGAGGACUAUGUAAAGCUUCUUUGUGCAAUGAAUUACACGGCAGCACAAAUCAGAAUCAUUACAAAGUCUACAUACAAUUGUGAGAACCGGUCUUUGGAUCUUAACUACCCAUCUUUUAUAGUUUUUUUUAAUGAAUAUGAUUCCAAUUCCAAGGCAAAGGUUGUGCAUGAAUUUCGGAGGACAGUGACUAAUGUGAGAGAGGGAAGGUGGACUUAUACUGCAAAUGUAACAGGAAUGAAUGGUUUAAUUAAGGUGAAGGUGGAGCCAGAGAAGCUGGUAUUCAAGCAGAAGUAUGAGAAACAAAGCUACAAGCUUAGUUUAGAGGGACCAAAGCCUUUGAAAGAGGUGGUGGUCCAUGGCUCUCUUAGUUGGGUGAAUGAUGAUGGUAAAUAUGUAGUGAGGAGUCCUAUAGUGGUGACUAGUCUUGUCCCGGAAUCUCUUUUAAGGGCAUAGCUAUGAGUAGUGAGUACUACUGGGCAAUUCUAAAGCUCCUUUACUCUGUAUUUUUUUAAUCUUUCCUAGUUCCUUCCUUUUCGAGUACACAACAUUUUUCAAAAUAAAUUCCGUAAUGCUUU
Messenger RNA from Quercus lobata, 2402 nucleotides. Its product is annotated as Subtilisin-like serine endopeptidase family protein. Gene Ontology annotation, molecular function: serine-type endopeptidase activity. Gene Ontology annotation, biological process: proteolysis. The coding region runs from base 1 to 2280 and encodes 759 amino acids. The transcript has a single exon. The record is from RefSeq and is a predicted model, not a curated record. NCBI's taxonomy places the organism in Eukaryota, Viridiplantae, Streptophyta, Magnoliopsida, Fagales, Fagaceae.